This is a messenger RNA of Sturnus vulgaris (Common starling), 3805 nucleotides long. The record is from RefSeq and is a predicted model, not a curated record. Lineage: Eukaryota; Metazoa; Chordata; Aves; Passeriformes; Sturnidae.
CCAUAUGCAGACUGCUUGCAUAAUUGAAUUGUCCAGGUUCUUCCUUCUUUCCCUUCAACCAUGUGUUUUAUUUUCUUCUGUCUCCUUUCCCGUUUUGAGCUCUCCUCUGAUGAGAAGGUGGGUGCCUAAGGGCAGGGACUGGUGAAAUUCCAGAUGCCUGUGACACUUAGGCCCUCUCUUCUGGCCCCUGCUGGAGGUAGGUCGGUCAUCUGCGGAGUUUCUGAGCCCUGGCCCCCCCGUCUUCACACGAGUAGCGCCAGUUCCCAUGUCCUGGGCAGCCUGUACUCUGCAGAGGUAGGAAAUAAGGACCUGCCUGACAUGAGAGAGAAUGCCAUGGUUUCAAUAUGAAUGUGCCUUCCUCAAGCCAAAACUUUGCUAUAGUUAAAGCUGUUGUCAGAAUGGAGAAAAAUGAAAAGCAUUGCUGAAAUGGAUUCUGGAAAUGCUGAAAUUCGAAGGGGAGGUAUCAUCUGCUGAUAGGUGAGCCUUUUCAGGGCUUGCCCUGUCUUUCUCCUACUUUCCCUUCCUGGUCUCUUGAUUGCUUGAACUGGAAAACAUCUGUGUUAUGUGACCUCUUCCUGUGAUCCUGCAGGAACUUCCCACUCUCUGUUCCCAGUGUGCUGUAUCUCUCCCACUGCAUUGUGGUUUUAGGAGCUUUUCUCAGGGGAGUGAGUGUAGGUGGUUGCCCCAAGAGUAGGAGUGGUCACCCCAGCCCAGUGCAGCAGCAUAAGCUGCACAGGCAGCGACUGAUCAGAGAGCUUCCUGUUGGUACAGCAGAUGGGGGAGCAUUCCAUCCUCUGCUGCCUGUGACUGACCGCAACUGGCUCAAGGAAUGACUGAUGCCUCUAGAGCAAUACCAUGUCCUUGUCUCCUGGUACUGAAAUGUGCCUGUAUUGAUCAGUUUGUUUCAGAUCCUUGUGCCAGCAACCCCUGUCACCAUGGUAACUGCAGCAGCAGUGGGGAUGGCUACCUCUGUCUGUGCAGUGAAGGCUUCGAGGGGACAAACUGUGAGCGCUCCCUGCCCAGCCCUGCAGCCUCCCAGGGGACAGAGGCCACCUCAGCCCGGCACAGCAGCCCAGCCUCGUCCACCCUGGAGCCUGACAUUGCUCUGCCCCGCUCCAGAGCCACUGUCACGUUACCCACGUGGCAGCCAAAGGCGGGACAGAGGGUUGUGGAUCUCAAAUGGGAUGAAAUAGAGAUAACCCCGGAUGUGGCUUGUGGAAAUGCCAGUUCCAAUACUUCUGCUGGAGGCCGGCUUAUCUCCUUUGAAGUUCCACAGAAUACAUCAAUAAAAAUAAGGCAAGAUGCUACUGCUUCUCUCAUCCUGCUAUGGAAGGUCACAAGCACUGGAUUUAAACAGUGCUCCCUUAUCGAUGGCAGAAGUGUCACUCUUCUCCAGGCACUGGGUGGGCUUGUGCUUUCUGAAGAGAUGCUUGCAUUAGGAAACAACUACUUUAUUGGUUUUUUGAAUGAUUCAGUUACCAAGUGCAUUGUGGCUCUACGCUUGACUGUGGUGGUGAAAGUGAGUACCUGCAUGCCUGUGGGAAGCCAUUCAGACAAUUUCCCAUGUUCAGGAAAAGGGAAAUGCAUCACCAAGCCAGAUGAGGCAACAUUUUUUUGUGAGUGUGAAGAUGCAUAUAAGGGUUCCCUGUGUGAAGAAUUUGAUGCCUGUCAGAGCCAACCUUGCCAGAACAACGCAACCUGCACUGAUGUAGCACAGAAACACGACAGGAACAAUUUCACCUGCAGCUGCCUGCCUGGUUACACUGGAGAGCUGUGCCAGUCAGAGAUUGAUCAUUGCAUCCAGCAGCCAUGCCAGAAUGGAGGGACCUGCUCAUCCCACCUCAAUGGAUUCAGCUGUCAGUGCCCAGAAGGGUUUUUAGGAAACACUUGCGAGGACAAAAUAGACCCUUGUGCGUCAUCUCCCUGUCAGAACAAUGGAAGCUGUUAUGCAGACAGACUGGCCUUCUCCUGCAGCUGUAGUCCUGGAUUUACAGGACCUACAUGUGCUCAGCUCAUUGACUUCUGUGCUCUGAAUCCGUGUGCACACGGCAUUUGUCGCAGCGUUGGAACCAGCUACAGAUGCCUCUGUAUCCCUGGUUACCAUGGCCUUUACUGUGAGGAGGAAUAUAAUGAAUGCCUCUCUGCACCCUGCCAGAACGGAGCCACCUGCAGAGACCUUGUCAACAGCUACGAGUGUGUGUGCCUUGCUGAAUAUGAAGGAAGGCACUGUGAAUUAUACAAAGAUCCUUGUGUUAACAUCAACUGCCAGAACGGUGGUACUUGUGACAGUGAAGGUCUAAAUGCUACAUGUAUUUGUGCACCUGGAUAUGCAGGUGAAGAAUGUGAACUUGAUGUAAAUGACUGUGACAGCAACCCAUGUCACCAUGCUGGAACUUGCAUAGAUCAGCCUGGUGGUUACACCUGCCAUUGUCCUCAUGGAUGGGUCGGUGCAAACUGUGAAAUACAUCUGCAGUGGAAGUCUGGUCACAUGGCAGAGAGUCUCACAAAUAUGCCUCGUCACUCUCUCUACAUCAUCAUCGGGGCCCUGUGCGUGGCCUUUGUCCUGAUGCUGAUCAUCCUGAUCGUGGGCAUCUGCCGCAUCAGCCGCAUCGAGUACCAGGGCUCUGCCAGGCCAGCCUACGAGGAAUUUUACAACUGUAGGAGCAUUGACAGUGAAUUCAGCAGUGCAAUCGCUUCCAUCCGACAUGCCAGGUUUGGCAAGAAAUCCCGACCUGCAAUGUAUGAUGCAACCCCCAUUGCUUAUGAAGAUUACAGCCCAGAUGACAAACCUUUGGUUACACUGAUUAAAACAAAAGAUUUGUAAUCUAGUGUAUCUUUUUUGGAUUAUUUUUCAAAAGGAUGGGCUACUAACCUAAUUUAAAUAUUUUUAAGAAGAAAGCAUAAGUAAUUUAAACCAUUAGAUGCUUCAGAAUUUUCUGUAGAAUAUUUAAGAACCAAUUUUCUGCAGCUUUUAGUUUGGAAAAAUAUUUUAAAACAGAAUUUGUGAACUUCAUGAUUUACAUUUUAAUGUACCUUGAGCUCUAUAAACUAUAAGCUUAUGAUAGUGUGUGCUUUUUUCUUGGUAGACACUAUUACUAAACCCAGAUGAGUUUCUUGUGGUUGUUACAGAACAGAAAACAGUAAUUAAUGAGGAGUUCUUUAUGAAAUGUCAGUGCCAGCUUUCUCAGUAGAGGUAGGAAAAAUGUGAAGCAUAAUAUGAUAUAUAAUAUAUCCAUUAAUUAAAAAAGUCUAAAAUGUUUGUGUUGUGAAAAAGAAACUAGUAAAAAUUAUUAUUCCUAAUCUGAAUGAAUUAGCUUUUGCCUUAUUCCAUGCAUGGAUAGAUAACCUAUUCCUCCAUUAUUUCCUGAAAGUUGCUAAAACAUACUCUUGAGUUGAUGUUUGACAUUUUUGUAAUAGUUAUUCAGGCUAGGCCUUGUACAAUAAUUAAAGUGCCUCUUGAGGCAAAGUAAGGGCAUGAUCCUUUAAACAUUGAAAUCAAUGAGAGGACUUCCAUUGACUUCACUGGGUAUGGGAUUGGAUCCUACAAUUGGACUGAAUCUAUAUUUUUCUUUAAAGGUUAAAGUUUUUUAUAUUGUGAGUAAACUAAGCAUAUGGUUUGAGUUGUUUGUUUCCUAAAGGUUGUUGAUGUACAGUAUUGUUUCAUGAAAUAUUGUGUAUUUCUCAUAGUGCUUCUUAUUUAGGAUCAGUAUGGGGUUUUUGUGGCUGUAUUUGAUCGCUUAUGGGCGUCCUAAAUUCUUGCUUAUUUCAGAAAAUACUGAAUAAAAGUUAACCAGUGAAGAUUGCA